UGCCAGUGUAGCGCUAUGGACUCGAUGAACAUGACCGACAGCGGCUCGAUGGGCUCCAACUCGACGAUGUCGUCCAACUCAACAGCGUCAGACUCAUCGAUGUCCAUGGCCAUGAUGAGUAUGUAUCUACACUUCACUCCGGGCGACACUGUCCUAUUCGACACCAUUGCCCCGUCCUCGGGCGAGGCUAUCUUUGGUGCCUGCCUGAUCUUCUUCCUCAUCUCCGUCUUCUAUUGCUGGCUCCGAGCUUUCCGCAGAGGAGUAGAAAUGCGCUGUACUGCACGUGCCCGCCGUUUGGUUCUGAGGCGCGUCGAUAGUGAGAUGUCAGACGAUCGAGCCAGCAUAUCAAAGGGAGGCGAACCUGGGGAAAUGGCCGUGGAUUAUCCAGCGGCGCCGCACAACAAGUUUAUACUUUCCAACGAGCUCGCCCGCGGUGUCCUGAAUGGCGCUGAUACAACGCUGCACUAUCUUCUCAUGCUUGUUGCGAUGACGUUCAACGCUAGCUAUAUCAUCUCUAUCAUUGCGGGUAGCGUGGUGGGCGAGGUGGCAUUCGGGAGGUUAAACCGAGGAUAAACCACGUCACGGGCUCUUAGUGGGGUCUAGAAUAGGUGUUUCUUCUAUUUUGUGUAAUUGUUGCUAUCUGGUGGACUUUAUUCGUGUACUCACUUGGAUUGCUGCUGCCAUACACUGCCUUCUU
Messenger RNA from Phanerochaete carnosa HHB-10118-sp, 697 nucleotides. RefSeq lists its product as uncharacterized. Gene Ontology annotation, biological process: copper ion transmembrane transport; intracellular copper ion homeostasis. The coding region runs from base 16 to 573 and encodes 185 amino acids. NCBI's taxonomy places the organism in Eukaryota, Fungi, Basidiomycota, Agaricomycetes, Polyporales, Phanerochaetaceae. The transcript has 3 exons. Gene Ontology annotation, cellular component: plasma membrane. Gene Ontology annotation, molecular function: copper ion transmembrane transporter activity. The record is from RefSeq and is a predicted model, not a curated record.